UCUGGUGGGAACUUUGCUACGAGCGGUAACGAAAAAAUCGUUCAGCCGGCCUUCGGUGUUGAGUUUUGUACAACUGCGUGUGCUGAUCAGCGAACAGAGCGCGGGGUUUGUCGUUUUUCAUUUGUUUUUUCAUUUCUACCUUGGCCCAGACAAGGGAAGAUUUUUCCUCGGAGCACCAACAACCGCCAGCGAGCAUCCAUUCGGUAGCAUCGGUGGGUUGGAAUUUUGCAAUCUCGCGUGAAUCGGUGAUGCCUCUUGAUAGGCAGAUGAAGGAAAGCGUGAAAUUGCUCGAUCGUGUCUGAAGUAACUGGUGAUAAAGGGUGAAUUUAGCGAAAGGCAAUCCAAAACGUGACAAGUGAUUUUUUGAGUGAGGAAAUUUGACAGAUCAGGUGGAGCUGAAGUGCAUCCCGGAUGCGGGGGAUUUUUACCGCGGGAAGAUUUACCCUUCUGAAGUGAAGUGAAACCUGUGCAACAAGAUUGUCGAAGAUAAAAAAAAGCCCUUUACACGUGAAGCCUAAUAACGAGUGCAACACCCUUCAAACAAACCUACAACUUGAUCCUGUGAAAAGUGUUUCCCAGUGGCAGUCAUCAUGAGAAGGUUGAUCCUGUUCGUGGGCGUUCUGGUGACAGGUGUUCUGUCGCAAGGAUUCCUGCAGCCGCCUCCUUUUAGACCGCAUUCAUCCAAAAUUCAACGGCGUCAGUUAUCACAACAGCAGCAGUCACACAUCCUUAGCGACAUCCAGCAACACCAGCACCGUUUUAAUCUUCACCAGGGUCAGAGGCCUUCAAACGUUCUCAUUCAACCCUCGAUCCAGCUGCCAUUAUCGCAGCAAAAUAUCAACCAGCGACCAUUCUCCAACAACAACAAUAACCCUUUCCAACCAAGUUCGCCAACAUUUUUCAACAAUAAACAGUUACCACCACAAUCCCCACCCGCAAAUUUCCGAACACCUCAAUCAGGCAGACAACCACAUAGCAGCUUCGGAGCACAACAAGACACACGACUUCCACCACCAUCACUCCCACCACAACAGCCAUCAACACAACAGCAAAGACCCGUCCUGAACACGCAUCAACAAUCUCAAUCGCAGUUCUUCACCGGGCCAAAACACAAUAAUCAACAAUUUGUUAACAGUGCCUUUCCUGUUGAUAACGCGUUGAGCCCACAGCGUAUUCCCGAUGCACGACCUCUGAACCCAUCCGUACAAUCGCCGUUCCUUCAACCGCCUAAUUUCCAAGCACAGCCAUCUGCGACAUCCCAGAUCCGAUUCCCAUCCAACUCACAAAUUCCCCAAGCCCAAGCUCUUUUCCAGGCUUCCGCCCAACCGCAAUUCUCACCGGUCUCUCAGUCCUCAUUCGUACAGCCAAUUAUUCAACAAUCUUUUGAUACAAACCACCUACGCUCCGAAGUUGUACCUUUAGCCCAACAACCUCUACAGACUUCCAACUUCAAUCCAUUCGCUCAACUGUCACAACCACAACAGCAACAGUUCAAUAGUUUCCCACCUGUACAAAAUGUCCCGGUUUUUCUUCAACCUCAGCACCUUAACUCCCAGCCGGGAGUAUUCCCCCAAAUUCAACCAGCUUCAGCUCAGGUGAACCAACAUCAGCAGUCAUUCCCAACUGCUGGUCAGCCCUCCUUGAACUUCCAACAGCAGCAAGAGCUUGAAAAGCGACUUAACGAGGAAAGCAUUCGCAUUCGAGAACUCCAAGAGAAACAAAAAAUCAUUCAAAAACACGAGCAAUUCCUUCAGAAGCAGUACCAAAAGCAACAGGCCAAGGUUCAACAGCUGCAUCAAGAUUUCCUCAAAAAGCAACAGAAGAUUAUCCAACAGCAGCAACAAGAAUAUGACACCAUUAGAAAAACUCCUACUUCCCCCAAUCCACAAGCCCAGCCAUCCGAACGAACUGUAUACGACAAAACCACCAAAGCCUACCAGAAGCCAAGUGCCUCAACCGUGAUCGCAAACCCAAUCUCGACUACCACCGAAAACGUUCUAUCCGUUAUUCCAAUCAAAUCGAACAGCAAAAAAGACUACUCAACCAUCAGCAAAACCGGCCUUGACGUUCUCCUUCAAUCCAACCGACAAAAUCUCUUCGAAACCAUCAAAUCUGAAACCUCAAAGCCAACCAAAGCUCGCCCCGCCAAGGUGAAGUCCACCAAAGCCCUUGGACGCGAUGAACUCCUGAAACAGCUUAGACUUGCGUUGGCAGAACAAGGACCGCAAGAACUAGGAAAUAAGAACUUCAGUGCAACGGAUCUCGUGCUUCCGAACGGUGAGAAAGUCCAGGUCAUUCGCACCACAGACCCAGAGAUCAUAAAGCGAGCUAACGUCAACUCGGAAGGUGUACUAACACAACAGCUGGACUCUCCAACCACUGCCAAACCUUUGUCGUUUGAAGAAAUUGCCAAGAGUGGUCUGCUUCCUCCGGGAGCUGAUUUCGAACUGCUCAAACAGUCUGAAGAUGGACGGAUAGAAGACAUUGCCAAAAUUCCACCACAAAAGAAGGUUACAUUCGUAUAUUUGGAAGAGCAGGAUGACGGCUCGUAUAAGGUUCAAGGCGUUAAAGGAAGUAGCGACAAGGAAACGAAAACAUCAGGUGCCGAUGUUGAUAAUAUUUUGAAGAGAAUCAAGAAUGGUGAAAUUCAGCUGCCCCCUCCAUCGAAUAAGGCGGUCAAGACUCCAAUCAUUGUCGAGGGUCCAUCAAGCACGACCACGCCACGAAUUUUGCCAGUUCAGAAAGCAAACUCCGUUACCAUCAUCCCUCACAGCACACCACUGGAAAACCAUCACCAUUCGACAAACUUCGUUGCAGAUCACACCAUUCCAAGAACUGCCUCCUCUCCCGCUUCCACCACGUACGUCUCGACUGCGGCGCCAUCUAGUCCAAGCCCCGUGUCUGCUUACUCGCCAAGCACCUACUCUGGAAGUACAAUCCCUCAAUCCUCAACCAUUUACUCCACCGCAUCACCCAUCACCAACUAUUUCCAAAACGAUAACUCCAUCCUCUACAACGGAGUGAGCUCCACCUAUGCCACGACAGCAUCUCCGCCAACUCCAAUUACCCCAGUUUCCAGUACCACCAGCAUCCCUCAAUUCUCAACCCGGCCAGACAACUACAUCUCGUCCUCCACCAUAGCCCAUCACACUGCCAGUCCGAGCAGCUACCAGCAGCAGGCCACCGGAAAGUUCGACGUUGUGCAUCCAACCGUCCCCGCUCCCGUUGCUACCGUGACCACGCAGAAUAUCUACCAGCAGCAGCCAUCGGAACACUCGCUGCCAUUGAUCCAACAGCAAACGCAGCCCCAGCCAACACCCCAAACUCAGCAACCGUCAACUGCCUCGGCGGCGACGUCACCCGUGACGACAAAUCCCCACGAACUGCCAGCCAUUCUCAAGAAAAACGGACUAUUUGCAAUGGCCAAAUACCUCCGCCAGUCUGGUUUGGACACGAUACUGAACGAAACCGGCCCGUACACGAUCUUUGUGCCGACCGACAAAGCCUUCCGCAGUCUCCUGGUGCAGCUGGGAGGACCGGAGAAGGCCGAAGAGAAGUUUAAGAACAAUCCCCGGCUGCUGAGUGGGCUUCUACUGCAUCAUGUUAUCCCCGGAUCGUUCGAUAUUUCGUCUCUACAGGACGAAAUGACCGGAGUUUCGCUGGCCGGAACGCAGCUCCGAGUGAACCAGUACAACAUGCACGAUUCCGAGUGGAAUGAUGUUAAGGUAACGACUAUCAACGGUGCCAUGGUCGUUCUGGACAAACAAGAUAUUGUGAUUCCACAGGGCAUUGCCCAUGCCGUGGACCGAGUGAUGUUCCCGCUACCCGUUGGUGACAUUUUGCAAACCCUACAGUCAGACAGAGAACGACGGUUCACGCACUUCCUUCGUGCGCUGUACGCAUCGGGAAUGUCCGAUACACUACAGAACAAAGGUAUCAAAACGUAUACAGUAUUCGCCCCAACCGAUGCGGCCUUUGCCAACUUCUCGACAGACGAACUGAACAAACUAGUCACCGACAAGGACCAAGCGGAGGAGCUGGUCAAGAAGCACGUCGUUCCCGGAACUCUCUUCACCGCCGGUAUGAGGUUCUAUCAAGUCAAGGAUGCCAUGGCCGAGGGAAAGACGGUCACGUUACAAAAGAGUGGAGGAAAAAUUAAAAUAAACGACGGAUUCCUCCAGACAUCGAACAUUCCAACAACGAACGGAGUAAUUCAUGCCAUCGAUUCGUUGCUGUAGAACCGGCUGCAAUCAAAUUUCAAGCUCAACAAAACUCCUUUUGAAGCAAGAGAAGGAAAAUGCCAUCUCCACCCGGUUUGGAACGCAAUGGGCGGAGACCGAACUCGACACUUGAUUUUCCUAAUCCGUAGGUGAAAAUUACCAGUGAACUAGAGCGAUACUUAAAAUGAAAACAUUUUUUCAUGACUACACAUAAAUGCAAACAAAUUCAGAGAGAAUCAUUUCAUUUUGUUUCGACCCACUAUUUAUUGAACGCGAAUCAAAUUCGAAUAAAUUCUCAGCAAAAUGACAAAUAAUGGUAAGAAUCUGGCGAAGUCUGAAUUCGGUAGAGCAAUUCAGGAUGCGUAGAUAACAUAGCGGCUUGCCAUGGAAAUGGACAGUAGUAGAAGUUAGCAACCGUUUGGAAGAAAAGACUACAAAGCGUAACAAUUGUUGUGAAAGUUGUUGAAAAUGUUGUUGAUCCAAUGAGAAAAAGAAAAUCAUUGAACACACCAUACCCGUAAGUGACGAUGUUAAUUUAUUGUAAGAGUAGUUGUUAAAAGCUAAGCCAAUCUGUUAGGGUUAUCCUUGUACAUACCGUUCUCUAGGUUUAGAUGUAAUAAAUACAAAUAUUAAUUAAA
Messenger RNA from Armigeres subalbatus, 4858 nucleotides. RefSeq lists its product as uncharacterized. The record is from RefSeq and is a predicted model, not a curated record. Lineage: Eukaryota; Metazoa; Arthropoda; Insecta; Diptera; Culicidae. The transcript is spliced from 7 exons. The coding region runs from base 591 to 4238 and encodes 1215 amino acids. Gene Ontology annotation, cellular component: extracellular matrix. Gene Ontology annotation, molecular function: cell adhesion molecule binding. Gene Ontology annotation, biological process: cell adhesion; extracellular matrix organization.